AUGUCUAAUAACGAAAUCCCGAUCGUCGUCGCCCCCCGCCCCGUCCGUCUUUCUCCCUCCUUCUUCGCUGCCGACAGGAUCGCCUUCAAUGUCCCCGAGGCCCUCAGUCGCGCCUCCUCGCGUUCAGCCCUCCCCUCAGAGGCUCUUGAAGAGUUCCUCUCCAUACUCACCCCCUCCUUCAUCCACAAACCACGCUCGAUCGCAUUCCCCGCCCUUCUCCCAGACCGCAACAUCAGUUUCCGCCAGGUCCAGCAGCUCGACACCCACGACUCCUCCCUCAACCCAGAGUCUCCAAAGAGCGACUCCAAACCCGCCCAUGUCGAGACAGACGUCCGCUGGUUCUCCUCUGUUCUCCUCUCUUCUCCUGUCUCUCGCAUGCACACCCGCAACCCUUUUCAGAGGAGUCGCGAUGCCCGUUCUCCCCCUCCUCUUCCUCCGUUGACUCCAGCUGCCGUUCCUCUUCCGCCCUCUCCCGCCCCCGAUUCCAUCGACACCUUAUGA
Messenger RNA from Psilocybe cubensis, 501 nucleotides. RefSeq lists its product as uncharacterized. The record is from RefSeq and is a predicted model, not a curated record. Bases 1 to 501 code for a protein of 166 amino acids. The transcript is spliced from 3 exons. Lineage: Eukaryota; Fungi; Basidiomycota; Agaricomycetes; Agaricales; Agrocybaceae.